UCCUUUGCUUCAGGAGCCUUAGGCUCAACACACAUCGCUCCUGGUGACCAUGACCCCGGACUACCACCCGCCGGCUGUAAGCCUUGCGCAAAGGCAGACGCUCUCCAGAUGUCUUCCAACAAUGACCAGGUUUUUAUCCCUAUGUCACAAAGAAACACCGAUGGCCUCCCCAGGAUGUCCCCCAAUGACCUGAAGUCACCUGAAGGAGGCGUGUUAAGUUUUCAUAACAUCUGCUAUCGAGUAAAAGUGAAGAGUGGCUUUCUGCUUAGUCAAAAAACAGUUGAGAAAGAAAUACUGAUGAAUAUCACUGGGAUCGUGAGGCCUGGCUUCAAUGCCAUUCUGGGACCCACGGGUGGAGGCAAAUCUUCGUUGCUAGAUAUCUUAGCUGCAAAGAAAGAUCCGCAGGGAUUAUCUGGGGAUGUUUUGAUAAAUGGAGCACCUCGACCUGACUCAUGUUAUGUGGUACAAGAUGAGGUUGUGAUGGGAACGCUGACGGUGAGAGAGAAUUUACAGUUCUCAGCAGCUCUUUGCCUUCCAUCAACUAUGACGAAUCAUAGAAAAAAUGAACGGGUGAACAUGAUCAUUCAAGAGUUAGGUCUGGCUAAAGUGGCAGAUUUCAAGGUUGGAACUCAGUCUACUCAUGGUGUGUCUAGAGGAGAAAGAAAAAGAACUAGUAUUGGAAUGAAGCUUAUUAUCAACCCAUCUCUCUUGUUCCUGGAUGAGCCCACAACUGGCUUAGACUCAAGGUCAGCAAAUGCUGUCCUUUUGCUCCUGAAGAGGAUGUCUAAACAGGGACGAACCAUCAUCUUCUCCAUUCAUCAGCCUCGUUAUUCCAUCUUCAAGUUGUUUGAUAGCCUCACCUUAUUGGCCUCGGGAAGAAUAAUGUUCCACGGGCCUGCUCAGGAGGCCUUGGGAUACUUUGCAUCAGCUGGUCACCACUGUGAGCCCUAUAAUAACCCUGCAGACUUCUUCCUGGAUGGUAUCACUGGAGACUCCUCUGCCGUGAUAUUAAACAGAGAGGACAGAGAUGAGGAAGUCAAGGAGUCUGAAGAGCCUCCCAAGAGAGAUAAGCCACUAGAAAAAUUAGCUAAGUUUUAUGUCGACUCCGCCUUCUUCAGAGAAACAAAAGUUGAGUUGGAUCAACUCUUGGGGGUUCAGAAAAAGAGCACAGUCUUCAAGGAGAUCACCUAUACCACCUCCUUCUGUCAUCAACUCAGAUGGAUUUUCAAGCGCUCCUUCAAAAACUUACUGGGUAAUCCUCAGGUUUCUACAGCUGAGGUAAUAACAGUUAUCCUGGGACUGGUUAUAAGUGCCAUUUUCUAUUAUCUAAAAAGUGACCCUAUGGGAAUCCAUAGAGCUGGGAUGCUCUUCAUCCUGACCAACAACCAGUGUUUCAGUACUAUGACAUCUGUGGAGAUCUUCGUGGUCGAGAAGGAGCUCUUUAUGCAUGAACAUGUCAGUGGAUACUACAGAGUGUCAUCUUAUUUCUUUGGGAAACUGCUAUCUGAUGUACUACCAAUGAGGACGUUAACAAGUAUGCUAUUCACUUGUAUGACAUACUUCUUGUUAGGACUGAAAUCAAUGGUGGAGGCAUUCUUCAUGGUGAUGUUUACCCUUAUAAUGGUGGCUUAUACGGCCAGUUCUAUGGCACUGGCCAUAGCAGCAGGUCUGAGUGUGGUAUCCAUAGCAACACUUCUCAUGAAUAUCUUCUUUGUAUCUAUGAUGAUUUUUUCAGGGUUGUUGGUCAAUCUCAGGACUGUUGUGCCUUGGCUGUUGUGGUUUCAGUAUUUGAGCAUCUCUCGGUAUGCAGCUUUGCAGCAUAAUGAAUUUUUGGGACAGAACUUCUGCCCGGGACUCAAUGUAACAGCAAACAAUACCUGUAGCUUUGCAAUGUGUACUGGAGAAGAAUUCUUGAUAAACCAGGGCAUCGAUCUCUCACCUUGGGGCCUGUGGCAGACUCAUGUAGCCUUGGCAUGCAUGAUUGUUAUCUUCCUUACAAUUGCCGACCUAAAAUUGUUAUUUCUUAAAAAUUUUUCUUAG
Molecule: messenger RNA, 2040 nt
Organism: Molossus molossus (Pallas's mastiff bat)
Lineage: Eukaryota; Metazoa; Chordata; Mammalia; Chiroptera; Molossidae
Product: broad substrate specificity ATP-binding cassette transporter ABCG2-like
Cellular component (GO): plasma membrane
Molecular function (GO): ATP binding; ABC-type transporter activity; ATP hydrolysis activity
Source: RefSeq, a predicted model, not a curated record